Messenger RNA from Necator americanus (New World hookworm), 1710 nucleotides. RefSeq lists its product as uncharacterized. NCBI's taxonomy places the organism in Eukaryota, Metazoa, Nematoda, Chromadorea, Rhabditida, Ancylostomatidae. The transcript has a single exon. Gene Ontology annotation, molecular function: zinc ion binding; aspartic-type endopeptidase activity; nucleic acid binding. Gene Ontology annotation, biological process: post-chaperonin tubulin folding pathway; tubulin complex assembly; proteolysis. The coding region runs from base 1 to 1710 and encodes 569 amino acids. The record is from RefSeq and is a predicted model, not a curated record.
AUGUCAGGCCCGGCUACACUACGCUCACACAAAGGGCUUUUAACUCGAUACCGCAAUUGCUUAACGCGGCUUCUUGACGAGCAAUCCCCAACGCAGCCAGAUGACGUUCGCAUAGACCAAACAUCAAUACAAAAACUCCGCAGAUCCUCCUUUGUACUAUCAGCAACGAAGCAGCUCGUCACAGAUGCCCUAAAUAACUUCACGUCCGCACUAGAUGAUCUUCAAGAACCACUCACUGAAGAAAACGAUAAGCAAGUGACGCAGUAUUUAGACAAAGCUCACGCAGUGUUGGAGCGAGCACAAGAACGAAUAAUCAGCAUAGAGGGGCAACUAUUAGGACCCAGUCAGGAAGAAACAACAGUAGUACAAAUGAGAACUGCAGCACAAAUUCCAAAACUCCCAGCGAUCCCUAUACCAACGUUUACGGGGAAAAUCUGGGAAUUUUCAAAUUUCUGGACACUGUUCGAAGCCAAUGUACAUCAACAACCUUUGACGAAGCUUCAGAAAUUCAACCAUCUUGUCAACACUUUGAGAGGAGAAGCCCGAGAGCUUAUACGCCGUUAUCCCAUCACUGAGUCAAAUUAUGAUCAUACAGUUGACCUCUUACACUCUAAAUACGACAAUGAGACAGCUCUCAUCGGGAAUCUACCAACGCGUCUAGAAACGGCAAAAGCUGAAUCAAAGAACAUCAAAGCACAGAGACGCCUUCUAGAAACGAUCAUUCCGAUCAUCACACAGCUACAAGAACUAAGGGUCAAUCUCGACGGAUCCUACCUCUCGCAGAAAAUUCUUGCCAAGUUCUCAACCACUCUGCAGCGUCAAGCAUUACAAGAGUACGUCGCGCAGAAUACACAAGAAAGCGAUUGGAAUAUGAGUCGUACAUUGUCAAUCCUUGACAACCUUAUUUCCACCGAAGAAAAAAUCAACGAAAUGGUAGAUAGAAAUGAGCGAGAGGAUGCAACACCCACUUAUCAAUCAGACAAAUAUACAAAGAGUCGUUGUCAAAAGAUUCCAUCAUCAACAUCACAGCAGUGUUGUAUGUUUUGCUACUCCAACACACACAAAUCGGUUGAUUGUAAUCGAAUGUCAAGUCCAUCAGAUCGUCGAACAUUCCUGCUUAACGACAACAGAUGCUUGAAUUGCGGGAGAGAAGGACACUUUCUCGCAGAAUGUAUAAGCAAAGGAUGCAGGAAUUGCAAUGGACAGAAACACCAUCAUACCAUCUGUCCAAGAUAUGCGAAGGGCCCCAACGCGACAGAGGCGAAAGGACCCAUGACUCAGAAACCACCACGAGACUGGGUAGAACAGACACUACCACAACCUCAGAAGCUACACGCAGUCACCUCUAAACUAAACAGACAGAAAUCAGAAAAGAAAAUAGCUCGAGCCAAUCCCGUACAGACGCAUGGUACGGAUUUCACAGACAUCAUCUCCGAGACGUGUCCCAGCACAACAGUACUUCAUAACGCAGAACGUGAUAAGGGCAGUCAUCACGUCCUGCUAUUAACCGGUGUAGCAAAAGUUUGGGAUGAACCAAACAAACUAUGGAAAGAGGUGGAGAGCCUCUUUGACACCGGAGCCGACCAGUCGUUUAUUAGCCAACGUCUUGCGGACGAAUUGGGACUGGAGUGUACAAAACAACAAGAAUUUUUAAUGUACACCUUCGGCACAGAAAAACCACACCAGCACAUUGUGGAACAACCCAGCUAG